Molecule: messenger RNA, 657 nt
Organism: Aureobasidium melanogenum CBS 110374
Lineage: Eukaryota; Fungi; Ascomycota; Dothideomycetes; Dothideales; Saccotheciaceae
Exons: 3
Coding region: 1-657 (218 amino acids)
Source: RefSeq, a predicted model, not a curated record
AUGUAUCCUCAGCACUGGAACUUGGACUCGAGCUCCAUAGAAAGACAUUGGUUGCGGAAAGCAAGAGAAGAGUAUGGUGUGAAGGUAAUUCUCAUCCAGGUCCAACAUUUCGAGGGAGAACACACCUGGGCGGACAGUUUCGCCAAGCUUCUCGCACUCAAUCAAACGCAAUAUGAGAGAGUCAUAAGUCUCGACUCGGACGCUGACGUUCUUGAAGUACGUUCAGAGGUACAAGAAGAUGUUCUUCCGCUCAGGCUGACACCUCCUAGCAUAUGGUCGAGCUAUUUCUCUGACCUCGUGCCCCUAUCCCUAUGCCCCGUGCAUACUGGCUGGAAGAAGGUCUCUCAUCUCAGAUCGCACUUUCAGACGUCGAUGGAGUCUGACUUCGACAUGGAAAUGGUCAACGAUCUCUAUGCCCGAGACUGCGUCAUCAUAACUCAUAGAACUUAUGACCUUCUUACAGGCGAAUUUCGCAAGAAAGAUCACCAUAGGUAUCUAGGGUCGACGACGGAGAAAUGGGAUGCAAAAAAGAUCUUGGCAGAGGACAAGUAUGUACACUUUUCUUACUGGCCAUAUCCUAAAUCGUGGGUCCCAAACUCGGAAGUGAAGAGACUGGAAUUACAACCGGACUUGCCUACGAGCCUGGUCAUGACUUGA